UUGGCUAGUUCACGUUGUUCUAUGGUCUUUGCUGUAUGUUGUUCCUGUCGGAAUGGCAGGCGUUAAUGCUCACUGGAGGCCUCCUCGGUCCUGUGAGGAGUACUGGAGUGAGUUCAGACACUGCAGAAGCCUGUGGAAUCGCUUCCACCACUACUACACCUUCGGCUCCACCCCCAGCUGUCAGCAGUGGAAGGAUGACUACUACGCCUGCUGUGACUGGGAGAAGAGCCCCAGUGCUGAGACUAAGGCCCUGCUGCAGCAGAGCGAGAGAGCACGGGUGGCCAGGCAGAGGACGUUUGCUCCUGUGUGGAAACUCCGGCAGAAACCUCCGGCAGACUGGCACCUGCCUCUCCCCCAGGACACGCCCCAGGACUCAUGAAUCCUUGCGCACCUGAAGAUCCUGUGUGCCCAUCCACUUCAUUUUUGUACAGUUUGUCAAGACAGCCAAAAUGGCAAAGGACCAUGGUGAAUGUAACCCCCUUAUUUAAAUGUUCUUCCACUCGAUGUACAACAAUUUCUGCUUCUCAAUUUCAGGGUAAAGUCCCCCAGAGUUCACAUGUCUUGCAUGUUAAUGGUCACUUCAGACUGAGGUUACGGUCUCUGUAAUUAUUGUUGCAGGAUAUAUGGCUCUUUAUUUCACAAGACUCCUUGUGUACAGUGCGUUUUACAUCAUACAAAACAAUAAAUACAAUUUAAACAGG
Messenger RNA from Anguilla anguilla (European eel), 701 nucleotides. It is a transcript of the gene c10h22orf39, whose product is annotated as chromosome 10 C22orf39 homolog. NCBI's taxonomy places the organism in Eukaryota, Metazoa, Chordata, Actinopteri, Anguilliformes, Anguillidae. The record is from RefSeq and is a predicted model, not a curated record. The transcript is spliced from 3 exons. Bases 53 to 379 code for a protein of 108 amino acids.